This is a messenger RNA of Pipistrellus kuhlii (Kuhl's pipistrelle), 6283 nucleotides long. It is a transcript of the gene LARS2, whose product is annotated as leucyl-tRNA synthetase 2, mitochondrial. Gene Ontology annotation, cellular component: mitochondrion. Gene Ontology annotation, molecular function: aminoacyl-tRNA deacylase activity; leucine-tRNA ligase activity; ATP binding. The transcript is spliced from 21 exons. Lineage: Eukaryota; Metazoa; Chordata; Mammalia; Chiroptera; Vespertilionidae. Gene Ontology annotation, biological process: mitochondrial translation; leucyl-tRNA aminoacylation. The record is from RefSeq and is a predicted model, not a curated record. The coding region runs from base 170 to 2881 and encodes 903 amino acids.
CGCCCCCGCCUGUCUGUGCCUGUGGCGGCCGCUGUCGAUAAAGUUGUUGUUCUGCCAACAUGGCGGCGCCCAUGCAGAUCGCCGGGUCGUGUUCACCUGAGGUGGGAACCGAGGCGUAAGGAGCCGCACCGGCCAGAACCUGUGGGCAGGGCCUCCCACCUGCUGAAGAAUGGCUUCUGUGCGGCAGAGACUGGGUUUCUGUGUCUCUCUUCUGAAAAGGCAGCUAAAGGGAGGGCCAGAUGUGCUCGGUUGGGGAAGGAGAGUCAUUCCGGGAUGUCAAAGAGGAAUUUACAGUGCCACGGGCCAGUGGACGAAAGAGUAUACGCUGCAGACGAGAAAGGACGUUGAGAAAUGGUGGCAUUCACGGAUAAAAGAAGAGGCCUCCAAAACUUCUGAAGCUGAUAAAUCGAAGCCCAAGUUCUAUGUACUCUCCAUGUUCCCCUACCCCUCGGGCAAGCUGCACAUGGGCCACGUGCGCGUGUACACCAUCAGCGACACCAUCGCCCGCUUCCAGAGGAUGAGAGGGAUGCAGGUCAUCAACCCCAUGGGGUGGGAUGCGUUCGGACUGCCUGCCGAGAACGCCGCCAUCGAGAGGAAUCUGCAUCCAGACAGUUGGACACAAAGCAACAUUAAGUACAUGCGGAAGCAGCUGGACCGCCUGGGCCUGUGUUUCAGCUGGGACAGGGAAAUAACCACGUGUUCCCCGGACUACUACAAGUGGACUCAGUACCUCUUUAUCAAGCUCUACGACGCUGGCCUGGCCUAUCAGAAGGAGGCCCUGGUUAACUGGGACCCCGUGGACCAAACAGUGCUGGCCAACGAGCAGGUGGACGAGCAGGGCUGUUCGUGGCGCUCCGGAGCGAAGGUCGAGCAGAAGUACCUCAGGCAGUGGUUUCUCAAGACAACGGCUUACGCCAAGGCCAUGCGGGACGCGCUGGCAGACCUCCCGGAGUGGUACGGAAUCAAAGGCAUGCAGGCCCACUGGAUCGGGGACUGUGUGGGCUGCCACCUGGACUUCACCUUAAAGGUGGACGGGCAGGUCACAGGAGAGAAGCUGACCGCCUACACGGCCACCCCCGAGGCCGUUUAUGGCACGUCCCACGUCACCGUCACUCCCGGCCACAGACUCCUGCACGGGCACAGCCCCCUGAAGGAAGCCUUGCGGAAGGCACUGGUCCCCGGCAGAGAUUGCCUCACGCCCGUGACCGCCGUGAACCUGCUCACCCAGCAGGAAGUCCCUGUCGUCAUCGCGGCCGACGCUGAAUCUGAGGACUCUCCGGAUUCAAAAAUAGGAAUUCCCUGCACCAGCCCCGAGGACACCGUCACAGCCCGAGCCCUGGGCCUGUCCUACUCGGACGUCAUUGAGACGCUGCCGGACGGCACGGAGAGGCUGAGCGGCUCCGCGGAGUUCACAGGUCUGAGCCGGCAGGAUGCGUUUCUCGCCGUGACCGAGAAGGCCCGGAGGAAGGGAGUGGGCGGAGACGUGACCAGCGGUAAGCUGAAGGACUGGCUGAUCUCCCGGCAGCGCUACUGGGGCACCCCGAUCCCCAUGAUCCACUGCCCGGCCUGCGGCCCCGUGCCCGUGCCGCUGGAGGACCUGCCCGUGACCCUGCCCAGCGUCACGGCCCUCACCGGCAAGGGAGGCUCCCCGCUGGCCUCGGUGUCCGAGUGGGCCAACUGCCCCUGCCCCAGGUGCAAGGGCGCAGCCAAGAGAGAGACAGACACGAUGGACACCUUUGUGGAUUCCGCCUGGUACUACUUCCGGUACACCGACCCCCGGAACGCACACAGCCCUUUUAGCCCCGCGCUGGCAGAUUACUGGAUGCCUGUGGAUCUGUACAUUGGGGGGAAGGAGCACGCCGUCAUGCACCUGUUCUAUGCGAGAUUCUUCAGUCAUUUCUGCCACGAUCAGAAAAUGGUCAAGCACAGAGAGCCUUUCCAUAAGCUGCUGGCCCAGGGCCUUAUCAAGGGGCAGACGUUCCGCCUUCCUUCGGGGCAGUAUCUGCAGCGAGAGGAGGUCGAUCUCACAGGUCCUGUCCCUGUUCACGCCGAAACCAAGGAGCGGCUGGAGGUGACGUGGGAGAAGAUGAGCAAGUCCAAGCACAACGGCGUGGACCCCGAGGAGGUGGUGCGGCAGUACGGCAUCGACACGGUGCGCCUCUACCUGCUCUUCGCCGCGCCCCCGGAGAAGGACAUCCUGUGGGACGUCAAGACCGACGCGCUGCCGGGCGUGCUGCGAUGGCAGCAGCGGCUGUGGUCCUUGGCGACCCGCUUCAUCGAGGCCAGGGCUUCCGGGGAGGGUCCCAGGCCCCAGCGGCUGAGCAGCGAGGAGAGAGCCGAGGCCCGCAAGCUCUGGGCGUACAAGAACACCAUCAUCUCCCAGGUGACUGCCAACUUCACGGAGGACUUCUCCCUGAACUCGGCCAUUUCUCACCUGAUGGGCCUGAGCGGGGCCCUCUGGCAAGCCUCUCCGAGGGUCGUCCUCCACAGCCCCGAGUUCGAGGACGCUCUGUGUGCCCUGCUGGUGAUGGCCGCUCCGAUGGCCCCUCACAUAACCUCCGAGCUCUGGGCAGGCCUGGCACUGGUGCCCAGGAAGCUCUGCGCCCACUACGCCUGGGACACCGACGUGCUGCUGCAGCCGUGGCCGGCUGUGGACCCGGAGUUCCUGCAGCCGCCCGACGUCGUGCAGAUGGCCGUGCUGAUCAACAACAAAGCCUGCGGCCAGGUGCCUGUGCCCCAGCACGUGGCCCGGGACGCGGACAGAGUCCACGAGCUGGUCCUGCAGAGCGAGCUGGGCGCCAGGCUCCUGCAGGGGCGCAGCAUCAAGAAGGCCUUCCUCUCACCCAGGACGGCCCUCAUCAACUUCCUGGUGCAGGAGUGACCCCGCCGGGUCCCCGAGGGACCUCUGUCGAGGCCUGGACGACGACGAGGACAAUGCUGGCCAGGGCGGGGAAAGACCAAAGUCCUGAAUGUUUACCUUCGCGCUCCAACAGAUGGGCAUCGGCAGAGCGCCGUGUGGUGUGGCCUGGUGCAGGGUGAGGGUGGGAGAGGAGAAAGAUGAGUGAGCGGGGAGGGCAGCCUGCCCCCGCACUACUCUAUGGAGGAAGCCAUCGACCCCAUUGAAGCCACCGGGUGACGGCUGGGUGGGCACGGGAAGCGAUGGGCAUAGCAGGGGCAGCCCUCAGGGACACCCAAGAACAUGCGGGUAAACCGAGCAGCCCCAGGAGGCUCAGGAGCAGCGUGGACAGUCCCUCCGAACUGGGCAUCGCGGUGGCGGGCUUCUCGCUCGGGCUAGAUGGGAGAGCCGUGUGGGCCCAAACUGCCAGCACCCGGGUGGACGCUGGACCCCUCAGACGUAGCGGUGCCAGUCCCUGUGCCAGCGUCCCCACUGCUCCUCAGUUCUGCCCCACUGGAUGCGCCCGCCCCCCGCCGGGCAGAGCCCCACUCGCCACCCUGAGCGAGGAGCCGCCGGGCUGCCCGCCCCCCGGGGGGAGCACGUGCUGUGCAGCGAGGCGGGACAGGCCGCCUCCAGCCUCGGAUGGAACCGAUCUCGGAGCUGCCGCAGCCCCGCAGGGUGUCUGCUCACCGGCCCCAGAGGGCGACGCUGCCUCUGAGACCAUCCCCGGAGCCAGCCUCAGAGCGGGCUCACCACAUGAUGGGACCGGCGCCGCCCGGCGUGGCCGCCUGUGUCCGAGCCGCCGCUGCCGGCUGCCGGGAGGCGGCCAGGAACGCACCUGUGUUGGCGGCGAACUAGGAUCAUCCUGGUUGUACGUGAACUCAGCAACUCCCACCAGAACGGACCGAAGCCACGAGGCGUGUUCAUGGGGAGAGGAGGAAGAGCUAGCCAGUUUGUGAUGCUGAAAAUGUGUCUUUUUCUGAAGUGGCCUCAGGUGCAGUCCCCCCCCCCGCGGCCCAGCGGUUAACAGAUGCCUUUUUUAAUGCAAUAAAGGGUUUGUCUUGUAUGUCUCCGGGACAGCUGUGUGAUCCUGGAGUUAAUCAGGCCCAGACCGAGGCCCUCCGUCACCAUCGGAGCGCUGGCUGUGAGCCUGGCCCCACGUGGAAGCCAUAAAGUGAGACGCAUGGGGAACAGGCAGCCCCUUCGUGCAGCGAUUGAGUCACCGGCUCUCAAACUUGGCUCAGACCGCGAAUACCAUGCCUGGUCCCCAUGCCCAGAAAUCCUGAUCCAACUGACCCUCUGAGGGGCCACCAGCCCAUCCGAAACCUGGACGGCUCCUCAGCCUUCCUGCAUCUGAACCAGGAUGUCUAGUCCUCCCUCUCCGUCAUGCCCAGCUGCAGUGGGGUGUGUUUGGUCCAGAAACCCAGCGUGAUGGAGUGAGCUGGGAAGAUGGGGACCAGGAGGGAAGGCCGGGCCACACCUCCAGGCAGGCACGUAAGGUGUUCCCAGAGCGCCUGAGGGCGCACGGCCUGUGCCAUGUGCCAGUAAAGGCUUAGGAAAUAUAAGCAAACGGGCGAGGAUAUUGGGUACGAGGAGUGAAGGGUGUUUUUGCUCGUCUUGUUUAUUCCUGCCGUAAGCCGUCAGCAAGGCGAGGACAGGGGGCGCACAGUCUGGCCAGCGCCGGGGCCAGGAGAGCCUCGCGGCUCCUGAAUUGACCCGCACGGCUUUGACCUGGACUUUCUCCGAGAGCGGGAGGCUCUGGAAGCAGCUCAGAGGCGCCAGAGAGAGCUCAGUGGGAGCCGAGGCGGGAGCUCUCCUCCCUGGGGGUGGGGAAGGGAGGAAGUGAUCUCAGUUCUUUAUUAACUGCCUCCAUUGGGUCAAAACUAGACCCAACGAGUUCCCUUGCGCAUUAUGUCAUUUAAUUCCCACAAACACCCUGGAGGGAAGGAAGUAUCUCUCAUAGAUAUGAAGAAACCCAGGCUCCGAGCUUGGGUAAUCUGUUUCCACAGCUAAUGAGUAGAAGAGCCAGGAUCCAAGCCCACGUCUUCUGGCCUCCAGAUUCCCUCCCUGCCCCUCUGGGCCACCAGUCCCCUCCUUCAUCUUGCUCAAAGUACGACAGUUGGGAGAGCGGAGGUGUUGGCCAAAAGCUGGCAUUUCAGAGUCGCUGGGGCUCCCCUCCUGUGAGGUCCUCGGUUCCGGGAAGCCGGCAGUCAGGGCGGCGCCCUCAGUACAGGGCCCGGUGUGGGUUCCUUAGGGCUGGAGGUGUUGCCAACCCAGCGGGAGACCGAAGCUCAAGGUCGAUGUCGGCAUUAAUUCUACCUGAGAAAUGAAUGAGGCGAGUUUGUGCACAGGGAACGCGGUGCCGGGGCAGCCCCACAGCAAAUGGCACCACGGCCGUCUGCCCGGGAGAAUGAAAUGAUCCCCGAGACGCUUCACCCCAGCCUACAUACACACCUGAGGACACUGGGUAAGAAAGGCAGGGUGUGUGUGUGUGUGUGUGUGUGUGUGGGUUAUUCCUCACCCAAGGACACGCUUAGAGAGAAGAAGGGAGAUUGAGAGAGAAACAUCGAUCGGUUGCCUUCUGUAUGUGGCCUGACCUGGGAUUGAACCUGCUCCCUCGGUGUGUGCCCUGACUGGGAGUCACCCGGCAACCUUCUGGUUCAACCAACUAAGCCACUCUAGCUGGGCAGGGUGGUUUUGUGUUGUUUUUUUUUUAAAAAAAUGUAAUUUGGACAUUUGCUCAUGAAUAAAGCAGUACCUGUAUAAAUACAAUUCCAACCAUCACUUUUUCAAUUCUGGCCUUUACACAGAGAGAAGGGAAUUUUCCCACAUAUCACCGGUUAAGAGUCCUAUACGUUACCUUCCCUCUGUUCACUUUUUUGGCAUCUUCAAAUUCCUGUGGCCGUGCAGUAGUUCAGCCAUGGGGGGAAAACAUCAAAAUGUACAAUUUUGUGCAGCUCCUAAUGAGCUGAAGACCUGUCCCCGGGAGGUCUCUUUCCUCCCAGCCAGGGCAUCUGGCUGCCAUGGAGAUGUGCCCCCGUCAGGAAAAGAUACGCCUUCUCUUGUGGACAGUGGACGCCAAAGCAGCCAGCCAGCGCCGGCCCGUCAAGCUCCUGUUUGCAGGGCCUCGGCGUGGGCAGGUGUGGGAGCCCCCUCUCACCUCUGAGCCCGAGGAUCUCGCCGCCUGAGGACAGAGCCGAAGACGCAUUCCCCUCACGGGACUCCCCUGUUCUUGGCGGCAAGGCGAUGCGGCGGGCCAGGGUUCGAGCUCUGCGCUCAGCCAGACCUGGGCUGUGUGACCCAGUGGCGAGGUCGCUGAGAACCUCAAAGCCGAGGCAAGCCAUGGAACCUCUGAACCUUGCUCGAAGUACAACCAUAAGUAGGAGU